AUGCUACCCCUGAUCUUCUGGUGCGCGCUUUGCCUUACCACGCCUGUGGUGGCAGGCAAAUGCAAAAACACCCCUCUUGAUGUGACAUGGCCCUCUGACACGGAUUGGUCGUCUUUAAAUGCGUCCAUUGGCGGUCAUCUGCUUCGCACAGUUCCUGCUGCUGCUUCCUGCUGGCCUAACGGCCACUUGGAGUCCUCCAUCUCAUGCAAUACAGUUCAGUCACAGUGGACCAACGCGCUCUGGCAUGCAAGUCAGCCAGACUCCAUUGACUACCCUAUCUACGCGAACAAUUCCUGUCUACCGCCAAACGUGACGGGUUAUGUACACGAUCUGGGCUGUACAACUGGGGGACUGCCAGCAUAUAUUGUCAACGCUACAACGGAGACUCAGAUUGCGACGGCAAUGAAGUGGGCCGCCGAGCGCAGCAUUCGCAUCGUCAUUAAAGGCACUGGGCAUGAUUUGAAUGGGCGGUCAAGUGGUGCCUUUGCUCUGUCGAUCUGGACUCACCAUCUCCGCAAGUUACAGCGCGAUAUCUCCUGGAAACACCCAACCAAGAAUAUCACGGAGGAUGUAUACAUCGUUGGCAGCGGCCAGCAGUGGGGUAAUGUGCUUAAUUACGCGCUCGCUCAGGGCCGAGUAGUCACCACCGGACAAGACCCCAGCGUCGGACUUGGUGGCUACAUUCAAGGGGGUGGACACGGUCCAUUGUCACGGACCUACGGUCUUGCUGCUAGUCACGUACUGCAGAUGCGCGUCGUCACCACCCAGGGAGAGAUACUUGUAGCCAACGAUGCACAACACCAGGACCUGUUCUGGGCGCUGCGCGGUGGCGGGCCGGGUCUGUAUGGUCUGGUCACAGAAUAUGUGCUGCGACAUCAUCCGGCUCCGAGCAACGUGACUAUGGGAAACCUCUUGAUCACCCCAAAAGCGGACCGCAACAAUCUCAGCGCGGAGGCAUCGUGGAAAGCAGCCGUGUCGUACCUCCAGGCGCUUCCGGAGCUGAUGGACGCCGGUCUAGCAGGGGCAUGUAUGAUGUCAACUGCCGAGGCAGCGAUGCGGUUCGGCUCCCUCUCUGAAGCCACGACCGGCGUAGUCAUCUCGCAAGCGUUCUGGUCCUUCAAUUCAACUCCAUCCGCCAUGGAAGCCUUGGUCCGUGCGGUCCUCACUCGCAUUGGACGUGACUCGACUCCAAAUAGCGGUAGCCCUGCAGUGAAUAUCACGUUCAGCACUUCCAACGUUGCGAACUACACCUCCUUCAUUUCCGCCAUCUCUGGUAGCAACGCAGCCGGCGGCCAGAGCGUCGUAUCAAGCCGCCUUCUCGGCCGCCGCGAGCUCCUCGGCACGUCGCGCACAGACAUGACCAGCUAUCUCAAAACUGCGCUGCAAGCGCAGAACGCGACCGCGGGAACCUUUGCGACGAUCGGCUUACAAGGCGGACCGGGAGUGCAACAGACCCCUCCAGGGGACUGGGGUGCUCUGCUACCGGCAUGGCGCACGGCGUACCUGCAUUUCAUUGCCAACGGAGCGACAGUCGACUCCGUCGCUGCGGGCUCUCCGAAGCGAGCGCUGCAAGACGCCGCGCGAUGGUAUGAGGCCAAGGAGCGCAUGUGGCAGCUGUGGGCGCCGGAGUCGGGGGCGUACAUGAACGAGGCUAAUCCAUUCGAUCCCGAGUUCAAGCGUGACUUCUAUGGGGCGAACUAUGACCGGUUGGUGCAGGUCAAGGCCAAGUACGAUCCGACUGAGAGCUUGUUUGUUCUGGCUGGUGUGGGAAGCGAUCGGUGGGAUUAUGAUCUAGAUAGUGGUCGACUUUGCAGGGUGGAUUAA
Messenger RNA from Aspergillus aculeatus ATCC 16872, 1824 nucleotides. RefSeq names its product putative isoamyl alcohol oxidase. Lineage: Eukaryota; Fungi; Ascomycota; Eurotiomycetes; Eurotiales; Aspergillaceae. The record is from RefSeq and is a predicted model, not a curated record. The transcript has 2 exons. Gene Ontology annotation, molecular function: oxidoreductase activity; FAD binding. The coding region runs from base 1 to 1824 and encodes 607 amino acids.